AGAAAAAGUGCACGGGCGCCUGAGGUGGGAGGAUGUGAUGACGCUGUGCCCCCACACAGCGGGAACUUGGGCCUUUAAAAAGCUGAGGAAACAGCCUCUGAGCAAGCAGUGGCUACACUGGAGGAAAGCACACCCAGGUCUCACAUUAAAGAAGCCAAACUGUCUGCUUCAAAGAGAAAAGGCAACAUCCUGUCACAGGCCAUGCUCUGGCAAAAACCUACAGCUCCAGAGCAAGCCCCGGCCCAACCCCGGCCGUACCAGGGUGUCCGUGUGAAGGAGCCAGUGAAGGAGCUGCUGAGGAGGAAACGCGGUCAUGCCAGCAGUGGGACGGCGGUUGCACCUACUGCGGUGGUGCUGCCCCACCAGCCUCUGGCGACCUACACCACAGUGGGUCCUUCCUGCCUUGACAUGGAGGUCUCUGCUUCCACAGUGACAGAGGAGGGGGCCCUGUGUACCGGUUGGCUCUCCCAGCCUGCCCCGGCCACCCUCCAGCCCCUAGCCCCAUGGACGCCCUACACUGAGUAUGUGUCCCAUGAAGCUGUCAGCUGCCCCUACUCAGCUGACAUGUAUGUGCAGCCUGUGUGCCCAAGCUACACGGUUGUGGGACCCUCCUCCGUGCUGACCUAUGCCUCCCAGCCGCUCAUCACUAAUGUCACGACGAGAAGUGCUGGCACGCCCACAGUGGGACCCCAACUGGAGGGCCCAGAGCACCAGGCACCCCUCACCUAUUUCCCGUGGCCUCAGCCCCUGUCCACAUUGCCCACCUCCACUCUGCAGUACCAGCCUCCGGCCCCAGCCCUGCCUGGGCCCCAGUUUGUCCAGCUGCCCAUCUCUAUCCCUGAGCCAGUCCUUCCGGACAUGGAAGACCCCAGGAGAGCCAUCAGUUCCCUGACCAUCGACAAGCUGCUUUUGGAGGAGGAGGAUAGCGACGCCUACGCGCUCAACCACACGCUUUCCGUGGAAGGCUUUUAGGGCUGGCUCCCACCACAGAAUCCUGUUCCCUGAAACUGGGGUUUAAAAAUGAGCCUGGAUUCAGCCUCUGGUUCAUGUUUGUUUGGAGUAGCCAUUUCAUAACUACACUUUCUAUGCAAAACUAGAAUUGUAGACUUUCCUUCCUUCCUUCCUCCUUUGACCCCUCCCUCCCUCCCUCCUGCUCCCUCCUUUCUUUCCUCCCUUCCUUCCUCUUCCUUUCUCAUUUCUUGUUUAAUUUCUGUUCUUUUGGGGAGGGAAUUAUAGGGAUAUUAGAAAUAAUAUUGAUGCCAAGUGGUGACAAAUCUGUGGCCCAGGUGCUUUCAUUUCUGCCACGUUUCGUUCCUGGAGAAGGUCCCUUCUCUCCAGAGCCCACUGCUUCGUGGGAGCCAGUGGUCCUGCUGAGCCAUCUUCAGGCCAGUGAUGCCCUGCCCUCUGUCAUUUAGAGAUGUGUAGGGUGCCCUGCGGGAAGACUGGCCCUGCCAGCACCUCCAAGGGCAGACUUAGUGCCAGAGUCCUUGAGCUGUCAGUUCUCACAGUUGUUCCUUUGUUUGCUGUUCUCAGAGCCAGCCAGAUUUACAGUCUAGGCAGCUGAGUCUCAAGGCCUGGGGCUCAGCAAGGUGGUGGGUGGGGGAGAAAAAGGAACAUCAGAGAGGGCAGUGGUGGGGUCAGAGGGACAGAGGAGCAAUGGGAACACGGCAUGUGUAUAUAUGGUGGGGAUGGGGUGGGAAAGUUUGGGUUUUCUGGGGAGAGCAGGAAGGCUGAGGAAUGGUGGAACGGUUUAGCUCCAGAUCACUUGGUUACCAAAGAGGAGAAUAAACUUAAGAAAAAUAUGACUUUAAUAGGUGGUUUUGCUGCUCUCCUUGAGGAUACUUGCAAGGAAAGACGAACUUUUGUAAAUAGGAUCAUUGCUGUGUCUGACUGCUUCUUCCCAUGUCUGGAUCCUCUGUGAUGCUGUGUGUAGGCCAAGAUCUUCAGAAGCCCAGUGGUGACUGGGUCCUUGCUUAGUGCUGUCACAUGUACUUCUUUAGUGUCUUAAAAACCUCCAUAAGCCAUGAUUAUGUGGAACCAAUUCCUCUUCCUCAAGCGCCAUCCAUGCUGGAGGCUUCUAGAGCCUCAGACAAAAGUACCAUUAGCUGUCAUUUCAAUGUUUAUUUUUUUGCUGGAGAAACUUCAGAUUUGCAGGAGCCUGAGCACAGUUGUCACCACCAGUGCUUAGCUCCUGACAGUGGUGUGUGCUUUGAGAACUGGCACAUCUGUCUGCUAAUGACACGACUGCCACUAGUAGGCAGACACAGUAGUUGAUGGAAUCCACGUAGAUGUCAUGGACUUUUCUGGGAAAUGAUCAUUUCUUUGACAUUGAUGGUCAAAUAAUGGUUUCUUAGCCAUUAUAAAUAAAAACUGGAGAAAGUUGCCUUUUUUUGGAUUUUUUCUGCUUUGGAUUUAUUUUGACUCAAAUUGCUCAGUAUCUGUCUAAAAUCCCAAUACAAAUAUCUUAUUUUUAUUGACUUAAUUUUUAGAUUUAAAAUCUUAGAAAAGAUUUUAGGUAUAAAUUUACAUCUUCAUUGGUGGCAGUGAUGAAGAGGCAAGGAUGAGGAGAUCUCAGACUUUGAUUAAAAGCCCUGGUUUCCUAUAAGAAAUACUAUGCAAGAGUUUCAGCUUACUAUAUGAAGAUAUGAGAGGAUGCAAAAGCCACCUCCAUAAGGGAGUUUAAGCUGGCAACACCCAGCAAAUAAAUAAAGUACUUUAAGUAUUUGCUAAGAUUUAAAUGGUGUCUUUUUUCUUCUUAUCUUGAGACAAAAUGUCUUGGUAUUCCCUCUAGAGAUCUUCCUGUUUUUUUCUGCUAAGAUGGAAACAUUUUCAAUAAAGAUUUGCCCAGA
Molecule: messenger RNA, 2849 nt
Organism: Equus caballus (horse)
Lineage: Eukaryota; Metazoa; Chordata; Mammalia; Perissodactyla; Equidae
Gene: POU2AF1
Product: POU class 2 homeobox associating factor 1
Biological process (GO): positive regulation of transcription by RNA polymerase II
Cellular component (GO): RNA polymerase II transcription regulator complex
Molecular function (GO): DNA binding; transcription coactivator activity; POU domain binding
Source: RefSeq, a predicted model, not a curated record